Arachis stenosperma is the source of this 2245-nucleotide messenger RNA. RefSeq names its product BAG-associated GRAM protein 1. The transcript has 18 exons. Lineage: Eukaryota; Viridiplantae; Streptophyta; Magnoliopsida; Fabales; Fabaceae. Bases 303 to 2066 code for a protein of 587 amino acids. The record is from RefSeq and is a predicted model, not a curated record.
ACAAUGAACCGGCAUGAGCAUCAGGAAUGCAGUUAAUUGAUGCCGCUCUCUCACACUAAGACACUCUCCUCUCUCCCCUUUCGCUUCCAACGGUCCAACUUUGACUACCCUCCAUUUCCAUUUCCCCCCUCCCCUCCCACCAUGCCUUCUUCCACAUUCUCUAAACCCUAACACAACUCUCCUUUCCAAAACUCUCUUCUUCUUCUUCUUCUUCUUCUGCUUCUUCUUCUUCUCCUGUUGAUCGCUUCCUCUUCUCUUCUCUUUUCUUUUUGCUGUUUUCGUUGAACGAUCGCAAUUUCGCAAUGAACGUUACGAUCGAUUCGGCGCUCCUCGAUUUCCUUGUUCCCUCUCUUUGGGAGAUCAAAGUCUCCGUCGCCGCCUCAUUCGUCGUCAUACUGGCAUACUCCUUCUUCACUUUCCGUACCGGCGACUCCGACGACGCCGCCGACCGAACACUCUCGGACAACCCCGUAACCGACGCUGCCUACGACAAAGACAAGAUCAUAUUGAAAGGAGAUUCUCAAGGUGGUUCGGCCUACCUGAUCAAGUUAGAACUAUUGGCUGCUAAGAAUCUAAUUGGAGCAAACUUAAAUGGAACAUCAGAUCCUUACGUUAUCAUCACGUGCGGGAAUGAAAAGCGAUUCAGUUCCAUGGUCCCUGGUUCAAGAAAUCCAAUGUGGGGCGAGGAGUUCAAUUUUUCUGUUGAUGAACUUCCUGUUCAGAUCAAUGUCACAAUAUAUGAUUGGGAUAUAAUUUGGAAAAGUGCAGUUCUUGGUUCAGUGACUGUUCCAGUUGAAAGAGAAGGUCAAACUGGUGCCGUAUGGUACUCUUUGGAUAGCACAUCAGGGCAGGUUUGUCUUCAUAUAAAGACAAUAAAACUAUCUGCAAACUCUACUAGGAUAAAUGGUUUUGGCGGACCCAGCACUCGAAGAAGGAUGCCUGUGGAAAAAGAGGGCCCUACUGUUGUUCAUCAAAAGCCAGGACCUCUUCAAACAAUAUUCGAUCUUCUUCCAGAUGAGGUUCUUGAUCAUAGUUAUUCUUGUGCACUUGAGAGGUCAUUCUUGUAUCAUGGACGUAUGUAUGUUUCUGCAUGGCACAUUUGUUUCCAUUCCAAUGUGUUCUCGAAGCAAAUAAAGGUGGUUAUUCCAUUUGAGGACAUAGAUGAGAUUCGAAGGAGUCAACAUGCAUUUAUAAAUCCUGCUAUAACAAUUAUUCUCCGCAUGGGUGCUGGUGGACAUGGUGUUCCUCCUUUGGGAAGUCCUGAUGGUAGAGUCAGGUAUAAGUUUGCCUCAUUUUGGAACAGAAAUCAUGCAUUUAGAAAUCUACAACGUGCAGCAAAUAAUUUCCAUGAAAUGUUGGAAGCUGAGAAGAAGGAAAAUGCAGAGUCUGAGCUGCGAGCACAUAGCAGUUCUGUCAGAGGAAAUAAGAUACUUGAUAAAGUUCCGGAAGAAAGCAUGCCGAAAACUGGAAAACUUCAAGCUUUUACCAAAGAAGAGGCUUUAGUUGGUAUAUAUAAUGGUGUUUUUCCUUGCACAGCUGAGCAGUUUUUUAACUUACUAUUAAAUGAUGGAUCACAAUUUAUUAGCAAGUAUCGUGCAGUACGAAAGGAUACUAAUCUCGUGAUGGGACAGUGGCAUACAGCAGAAGAAUAUGAUGGUCAAGUUCGAGAAAUAACCUUCAGAUCCCUCUGUAACAGCCCUAUGUGCCCACCAGAUACAGCAAUGACAGAAUGGCAACAUCAUGUUUUAUCACCAGACAAGAAAAAACUGGUGUUUGAGACUGUACAGCAGGCUCAUGAUGUUCCUUUUGGGUCGUAUUUUGAGGUACACUGUAAAUGGUUUCUCGAGACAACAAAUGAAAGAUCAUGUACCUUGGACAUAAAAGUGGGUGCACAUUUUAAGAAAUGGUGUGUGAUGCAAUCGAAAAUAAAGUCAGGGGCAGUCAAUGAGUACAAGAAAGAAGUUGAAGUGAUGUUGGAGGUUGCUCGUUCGUACAUAAAGCCGCAUACUACUGAUGAUGAGACUGAUAUGGCAUCCUUGCCUCCUGCGGUGGCACUGGAAAACUAAGAUUUCCAGCGACAUCAGAUUAGGAUUUUAUUUAUUUGUGUAAUAAUAUUGUAAAGACUUUUUGUUAGUCAUUCUUUUAAUACGCAGAUCUAAUAUAAUAUGUAGAGGUAACGUCUUGGUAACUUUCAGCUUGUUCUUACACGGGAUUCUAGUAUUAAAUCUUUGUUCUUUAACACCCA